Molecule: messenger RNA, 963 nt
Organism: Lodderomyces oxycetoniae
Lineage: Eukaryota; Fungi; Ascomycota; Pichiomycetes; Serinales; Debaryomycetaceae
Gene: PRS1
Product: ribose phosphate diphosphokinase subunit
Exons: 1
Coding region: 1-963 (320 amino acids)
Biological process (GO): purine nucleotide biosynthetic process; ribonucleoside monophosphate biosynthetic process; regulation of cell size
Cellular component (GO): cytoplasm; ribose phosphate diphosphokinase complex
Molecular function (GO): magnesium ion binding; ribose phosphate diphosphokinase activity
Source: RefSeq, a predicted model, not a curated record
AUGUCGUCAAACUCUAUUAAGUUGCUAGCUAGUGAUGUGCAUCGAGGACUUGCGGAAUUAGUUGCUAGAAGAUUGGGCUUAAAGAUAACACCAUGUGAACUAAACAGAGAAUCAACGGGGGAAGUACAAUUUUCUAUUGGAGAAUCUGUUCGAGAUGAAGAUAUAUUUAUUAUCUGUCAAAUUGGCUCCGGAGCAGUUAACGAUAGAGUUAUUGAAUUGAUGAUUAUGAUCAAUGCUUGUAAAACGGCAAGUGCUAGGAGAAUUACCGUGGUACUACCAAAUUUCCCCUAUGCAAGACAGGAUAGAAAGGACAAGUCGCGUGCGCCCAUUACUGCCAAGUUGAUGGCCGAUAUGUUGACUUCAGCAGGCUGCGACCACGUUAUUACCAUGGACUUGCAUGCAUCUCAAAUUCAGGGCUUUUUUGACGUUCCUGUAGAUAACUUGUAUGCCGAACCUAGCGUUGUUAGAUACAUUAAGGAGAAAAUCAGCUAUAGAAAUGCUAUAAUAAUCUCCCCAGAUGCCGGUGGGGCAAAGAGGGCAGCGGGGUUGGCUGAUAGAUUGGAUUUGAACUUUGCCUUGAUACACAAGGAGAGAGCAAAAGCUAACGAAGUUUCAAGAAUGGUCCUUGUAGGUGAUGUUAGUGACAAAGUCUGCAUUAUUGUUGAUGAUAUGGCAGACACGUGCGGUACUUUGGCCAAAGCGGCAGAGGUAUUACUAGACAACAACGCUAAGGAAGUAAUUGCAAUUGUUACCCAUGGCGUAUUAUCAGGAAACGCUAUUCAGAAUAUCAACAACUCGAAGCUCAAGAAAGUGGUUUGCACUAAUACAGUUCCUUUCGAAGAUAAAUUGAAGCUUUGCAAUAAACUAGAUACCAUCGAUAUAUCUGCUGUCAUUGCGGAAGCUAUCAGAAGAUUGCACAAUGGUGAAAGUAUCUCGUAUCUAUUCAAAAAUGCCCCUCUAUAG